UCAUAUAAAGGAAAAGAAUGAAACCAAGUUCUAUAGGAGGAAUUCAUUUGAAAACGAGUGAGAGAAUGCACAGCUUAAAUUAAAUCUAAUUUAUUAUAGAUAGAUAGAUGAUAACGACAGUAGCUAAUUUGAUCAAUACUUGUUAACUUCUUUACUUUUUUUAUUUUUUAGUUGUUUGAUAUAAUUGUUAACUAAUUAACUAACGUCUUUACUAUUGAGGAGGAGUUUAUUGAAAUCACUGCAGUUUUCAGCCACCACCAAGUAUAUAUAUUUUUUUAUACAAUUUCUGGCACCCCACAAAAAUAUAGAGAGAAGAAAAAAAAGAUAAGUGGUUACAUUAAUUGUAGAUUGAAUUAAUAAAAAAGGUAUCCAUUUUAGGGAUAAAUUUUGCAUAUAUCUUUACAUAUGGUUGCACGGUCAUUUUGGCAUAUUUAUUUUAUAUGAUUUAGAGAGUGUUAUAAUUAGCAUCUUUGGUACGUCUGAAUGGUCAGUGUGAUUGGAUGUUAACCUUACACAUUGGGCUCCCUAGCUAGCUAUGAAGGUGAGAGAGGUUGAGCUAACUGUUUUCUAAUUCCCCUUUAUAUAUAUAUAUAUAUAUAUGUGUGUGUGGAUUGAAGUACUAGUGUAUGUAUGUAUGUGUGCAUGUCACAUAAGUAAAAUAUAUGCACACAAAACCAAACUGAAGAAAAAACAAUUAAGCAAGCUUGCAAAUAAGUUAAUACUAUAUUAUGGAGUACUACUCAAAUAUAAUAAUUAAUAGUAAUGGUGCGGGGUUAGUGUUGAUGAUGUUUUUACUUGAAGUUGCAGUGAUCAUGUGUUCCAAAGGUAGUAGUAGUAGUAUGAUGAUAAUCGUAUCUAAGGAUGGAAGUGGAGAUUAUAAAAGCGUGGGUGAAGCUAUCAGCAAUGCUCCUGAUUAUAGUAAGCAAACUUACAAUAUUCACAUUUUGGGAGGCAUUUAUGAAGAGUACAUUCUGAUUCCACCAAGUAAGACUAAUAUUAAGCUCCUAGGUCAUGGUUCAACCCACACGAUAAUACUGGGACGCCAAAAUGGUUCCACCAUAGACAUCCGUGGAAAUGGGUUCAUGGCACAGAACAUUGGAUUUGUGAACUCAGCGGGUCUAGAUGCAAGCGCUGCAGUGGCAGUUCGUAACGAGGCAACCAAUAGCAUUUUCUUUCAAUGCUCCAUCCAAGGAUUCCAAGACACCUUAUGGGCAGUUUCAGGCAGACAAUUCUACAAGAACUGUGAAAUCUACGGUACCGUGGAUUUCAUCUACGGCAAUGCAGCCGCUGUAUUUCAAGACUGCAUGAUUUACGCACGCUAUAGACAGUUUGUGACAUUCACCGCUCAAUCACGGGAGAGUCCAAACGAGAAGACAGGUUUCACAUUCCAACGUUGUAAAUUCAGCAUGUCACCUGAGGAUGAGAACAAAAAGUCAGAGGUGGUACGUGCCACGUUAGGACGUCCUUGGAGAGCAUAUUCCACUGUGGCUAUACUGCAGUGUUACAUAGAUUCCAUGGUGGAUCCUGGAGGUUGGGAACAGAUGCCAGGACAGCCCAUUGAUAAGGUUACUUAUGUGGAGUAUAAGAAUGUUGGUCCUGGUUCUAACACUGAUGGUAGAGUGAAUUGGCCUGGUGUUAGAGUUCUUGGCAAUCCAAAUGAAGCACUCCCUUUCACAGCUUCCUAUCUAUUGGAUGCUCACUCUUGGAUUCCAUCUACAGGUGUUCCAUAUGAUACUGGACUUUAAUAUUCUUCUCUUCUCUUCUCUUGUUAUUAUUAGACCAUUAUUCUUAACCUUCAAUAUCACUUCAUCAGAAGUACUAUCAUGUAAGCUACCCAAAAAAGAUAUGUACUAUAUAUCAUGCAUUUACAAAAACAAAAUUAGUAUUAAAUUUGUGCAGUUAUGGUAUUUUUCAUUUGAAUAAACACUUCUAAAAUGAUUGAAAAUAUUACUUUCUAAUA
Molecule: messenger RNA, 1960 nt
Organism: Trifolium pratense (red clover)
Lineage: Eukaryota; Viridiplantae; Streptophyta; Magnoliopsida; Fabales; Fabaceae
Product: pectinesterase-like
Exons: 2
Coding region: 729-1745 (338 amino acids)
Biological process (GO): cell wall modification
Molecular function (GO): pectinesterase inhibitor activity; pectinesterase activity
Source: RefSeq, a predicted model, not a curated record